GUGACUCGUCACUCCGCGCUGGAAGAUGGCUGCGGUGGAGCGGACCCAUGUCAGGGAAGGGUUCCGGAUAGCUACACUGUGCGCGUUCUGGUACACGGUCAGCUCGGGGGGAAACGUGGUUAACAAAAUCAUCCUGAAUGGCUUCCCGUACCCAGUCACCGUCUCUCUGUUCCACAUCGUCUCCAUCGUCGUCUUCCUCCCGCCGCUGCUGCGGGCAUGGGGAGUCCCCAAAACAGAGCUGCCGAGCAGGUACUACCGAUGGUACAUCCUGCCUCUAGCUUUCGGGAAGUACUUUGCGUCGGUGUCGGCUCACUUCAGCAUAUGGAAAGUGCCCGUGUCGUACGCGCACACCGUCAAAGCCACAAUGCCAAUAUGGGUCGUGUUGUUAUCGAGAAUCAUCAUGAAGGAGAAGCAAACCACGAAGGUGUACAUAUCGCUUAUUCCCAUCAUUGGCGGAGUGCUGCUGGCCACCGCCACUGAGCUCUCCUUUGAUGUUUCUGGGCUGAUCAGCGCUCUGGCCGCCACACUCUGCUUCUCUUUGCAGAACAUCUUCUCCAAAAAGGUGUUGCGUGACACACGGAUCCACCACCUGAGGCUACUCAACAUCCUGGGCUUCAAUGCUGUGUUUUUCAUGCUGCCCACCUGGGUUCUGGUGGACCUCUCUGUGUUUCUUGUGAAUGGAGACCUGUCCAGCAUUUCGGAAUGGAGCGGCACCUUUUUCCUCCUGCUCAUCAGCGGCUUCUGCAACUUCGCCCAGAACGUCAUCGCCUUUAGUGUGCUCAACCUCGUCAGCCCACUCAGCUACGCCGUUGCCAACGCCACCAAGAGGAUCAUGGUCAUCAGCAUCUCGUUGCUAAUGCUGCGCAACCCGGUCAGCCCCACAAAUGUGCUGGGUAUGAUGACAGCGAUAGUCGGGGUUUUCCUCUACAACAAGGCCAAGUAUGAUGCUAACAAGGAGAAGAAGCUGCUGCCGAGCUCCAAGCAGGACCUGAUGACCUUUGACAACCCGGCGCUGGAGAAGGUCCAGGCCAAUGGGUCAGUGCCUUUCUCCCACGGCUCAGAGCAGCAGCACAGCUGGAACAACGUGCUGACUGACCACUUUCAGUACAGCAGACAGGCCUACACGUCAAACUACAGCAACAACCACCAAUAUGUGGUCUAAAGGAGGAGUGUCCUCGCUCUGGGUAGCUGUCAUAGACAUUACUGUGUGUAGCCGCCCUCCCAACAGCUGUUCUUCAAAGCUGCACUUCAAAAAUGAGACCGAAGGCAAGUGCUGUUAGUUCUGGAUAGGAAUAAUGAGACGAGUCUAUCAUGAAAGGGCCAGUGACACAACCUCUCCCACGCUCCUCCAUGUCUAAACUUCACUUUCUGACCGCUUUGCUCUCUAUUGUUAUUUAUUACUUUGGUACUGACUGUGGGGGACAACAAAACAAAAUCAUAUCAGUCAUUUUCAGAUGUUUUGGUUAUCGAUUGAUAUAUGUUAACCAAACGUGUCGCCACAGAGUGGAGAUGUGACAGUCGUUGAGUGGAAUAAUUUUCACCUCACUGUCUGGAAAUGUUUGAGUUUUGUUUUCACAACCUGCCAUAAAUCGUUUUGGGUUAUUUUAUUCACGUGCAGAGGAAAACAUGUCAGCUGUAAUUAUUUACUGUGAACUCUA
Scomber japonicus (chub mackerel) is the source of this 1658-nucleotide messenger RNA. It is a transcript of the gene slc35e1, whose product is annotated as solute carrier family 35 member E1. The transcript is spliced from 6 exons. Lineage: Eukaryota; Metazoa; Chordata; Actinopteri; Scombriformes; Scombridae. Bases 26 to 1162 code for a protein of 378 amino acids. Gene Ontology annotation, molecular function: antiporter activity. The record is from RefSeq and is a predicted model, not a curated record. Gene Ontology annotation, cellular component: Golgi apparatus.